This is a messenger RNA of Silurus meridionalis, 2069 nucleotides long. RefSeq names its product katanin p60 (ATPase containing) subunit A 1 (gene katna1). The coding region runs from base 166 to 1632 and encodes 488 amino acids. Gene Ontology annotation, biological process: microtubule severing. NCBI's taxonomy places the organism in Eukaryota, Metazoa, Chordata, Actinopteri, Siluriformes, Siluridae. The transcript has 11 exons. Gene Ontology annotation, molecular function: ATP binding; microtubule binding; microtubule severing ATPase activity. The record is from RefSeq and is a predicted model, not a curated record. Gene Ontology annotation, cellular component: microtubule cytoskeleton.
UGGUUAAUUUUCGACGAUUGUUCAAAACUUUUAGCGUUUGCUGAAUCGAGCUGAGGUUUGGGUCUUUCUUUAUUUUUUGUAUAUAUUUAUAUUUUUUCGGGUCUACACAUUAUAACCGAGUUUAGGCGUUGUUUAUUGGAGUUUUGCACCACCAACACGACAGGAAUGAGUUUGUUGGAAAUCAGUGAGAACGUAAAGUUGGCCAGAGAGUACGCCCUUCUGGGGAACUACAGCUCGGCCGUGGUCUACUACCAGGGCGUACUUGAGCAGAUCAGGAAGUACCUGCUCUCGGUGCGAGACGCGUCCGUGCAGCAAAAAUGGCAGCAGGUUUGGCAGGAGAUAAACGAGGAGAACAAGCACGUGAGGGACAUCAUGACCACGCUGGAGAGCUUUCAGCUGGACAGCGCGCCAUCAAAACCCAGCAGUUUCAGCCAGGAGAACGACAUCAUGCCUGUUCAGGUCGAACAUAGGUCGUCCCCGUGCGCCGUACGCAAAGCCCCGGUGCCGCACAAAGACGGUAAAGCUCACGGUAGCAGAUUGAGCGCCGGGCCACGCUCCCAACCUCGACAGUCGCCACGCGUCGUCAACGGCAACCGAGCGAAACCGCCGAAGGGCAAAGAGAAGAAGGAAAACGCGCCGAAGCAGAAAGACGACAAGAGCAAAGCAUCCCCCGAGGCCCCCGAGCCGGAGCCGAAGAGGUUCGAAAGAGGAGGAGGAGAAGACCGGGACCUGAUCGAUGCGCUCGAGCGAGACAUCAUUUCCCAGAACCCCAACGUGAAGUGGGACGACAUCGCUGAUCUGGAGGAACCCAAGAAGCUCCUAAAGGAGGCCGUGGUGCUGCCCAUGUGGAUGCCCGAGUUCUUUAAGGGGAUCAGGCGACCGUGGAAGGGCGUGCUCAUGGUCGGCCCCCCGGGUACAGGAAAGACCCUGCUGGCGAAAGCGGUAGCGACAGAAUGCCACACCACCUUCUUCAACAUCUCGUCCUCUUCACUUACCUCCAAAUACAGAGGCGAGUCGGAGAAACUUGUGCGCCUGCUGUUCGAAAUGGCGCGGUUCUACGCUCCCACCACCAUCUUCAUCGACGAGAUCGACUCGAUGUGCAGCCGCAGGGGAACAUCGGAGGAGCACGAAGCGAGCAGACGCGUCAAAGCUGAACUUCUCGUGCAAAUGGAUGGGGUCGGAGGAUCGUCAGAUAACGACCCUUCGAAAAUGGUGAUGGUCCUUGCAGCCACAAACUUCCCUUGGGACAUCGACGAAGCUCUGAGACGCCGCCUGGAGAAACGGAUCUACAUCCCACUGCCCACAGCGAAGGGCCGUGCCGACCUGCUGAAGAUCAACCUGAAGGAGCUGGAGCUGGCUAACGACGUGGAGAUGGAGAAGAUCGCAGAGCAGAUGGAGGGAUAUUCGGGCGCCGACAUCACCAACGUCUGCAGAGACGCUUCUCUGAUGGCCAUGAGACGACGGAUCGAGGGUCUGACCCAAGAGGAGAUCCGGAACAUUUCCCGAGACGAGAUGCACAUGCCCACCACCAUGGAGGAUUUCCAGAUGGCCCUGACCAAAGUGUCGAAAACGGUCUCUGCCUCCGACCUUGAGAAAUACGAGAAGUGGAUCUCGGAGUUCGGCUCCUGUUGACCUCAUUCUCACCCCGGGGGGUAAAACUCUAAGUAUAUAUUUUUAAAGGGGCAGUUUGUAAUAAGAAUAUUUAUAGACACUUUAUUAAAGAGCAAAUCUGAUCUGGAGAAAUGGCAUUUCAAAAAAACGACAAACUGCACCUUUAAAUUAUUUCAGCACUUUGAAAAGGCGCCUCCGUCGACAAAGCAGGAAACGUGACCAAUCAGCACUUAGUCUGUGUGUUAAAGUCAAGGCUGUGAUUUAUUGGAAUCGUCUUCACAUACCAAAUAUUUUAUAAUGCACAAUAACAUUUUUUAAUACACUGCCAUUCAUUCGAGGUGCUGCAUCGAGGAUGAAUUUCAAACACACUACUUCCAAUCAGUGGUUUUUUUUCUAGUGUCCCAGGUGUAUUUUUAAGCUGAUCAUGAUGUCUAUGUAAUAAAGUCCUAUAUACAGUA